Perognathus longimembris pacificus (Pacific pocket mouse) is the source of this 2188-nucleotide messenger RNA. RefSeq names its product DNA primase subunit 2 (gene Prim2). Gene Ontology annotation, cellular component: alpha DNA polymerase:primase complex. Gene Ontology annotation, biological process: DNA replication, synthesis of primer. Bases 51 to 1631 code for a protein of 526 amino acids. The transcript is spliced from 14 exons. NCBI's taxonomy places the organism in Eukaryota, Metazoa, Chordata, Mammalia, Rodentia, Heteromyidae. The record is from RefSeq and is a predicted model, not a curated record.
CCUGGAGUGCAGAGAAGGGGAGCAGACCGGUGCCAUCUCAGGGGACCAAGAUGGAGUUUUCUGGAAGCAAGCGCAGGAGGCUGAAGUUAGGGGGUGACCAGAAGAAUGUCUCUUACCCUCAUAGCCUUCAGUUUUACUUGCAGCCACCUUCUGAAAACAUAUCUUUGAUUGAAUUCGAAAACAUGGCUAUUGAUAGAGUGAAAUUGCUAAAAGCAGUGGAAAAUCUAGGGGUGAGCUAUGUGAAAGGAACGGAGCAGUACCAGAGUAAGUUGGAGAAUGAGAUUCGCAAGCUCAAGUUUUCCUACAGAGAAAACUUGGGCAAUGAAUAUGAACCACGAAGAAAAGAUCACAUUUCUCAUUUUAUUUUGCGCCUUGCGUAUUGCCAGUCAGAAGACCUUAGACGGUGGUUCAUUCAACAAGAAAUGGAUCUCCUCCGAUUUCGCUUUAGUAUUUUACCUAGGGACAAAAUUCAAAGUUUCUUACAGGACAGCCAUUUGCACUUUGAGGAUAUAAGCGAUGAAGAGAAGAGUCCCCGAGAACAGGACAUCAUUGCCUCAUCGCCUGGUGGGCUGAAGCUGGACCUGGAGUCAGUGUAUAAGGUCCCUUUUGCUGAUGCUCUGGAAUUGUUUCGCGGGAGGAAGGUCUACUUGGAAGAUGGCUUUGCUUACGUGCUAUCUAAGGACAUUGUGGCCCUCGUCCUGAAUGAGUUUAGAGCCAAAUUAUCCAAGGCGUUGGCAUUAACCGCCAGGUCCUUGCCCACUGUGCAGUCAGACGAGAGACUCCAGCCUCUGCUCAACCACCUCAGCCAUUCUUACACUGGCAAAGAUUACAGUGCCCAGGGGACCACAGGGAAGAUUUCUUUAGACCAGAUUGAUUCGCUCGCCGCCAGGUCCUUCCCGCCCUGCAUGCACCAGCUGCACCGAGUCCUGCGCGAGAACCACCACCUGCGGCACGGCGGCCGCAUGCAGUACGGCCUCUUCCUGAAGGGCAUCGGCCUCACCCUGGAGCAGGCCCUGCACUUCUGGAAGCAGGAGUUUGUCAAGGGAAAGAUGGAUCCGGAAAAGUUUGAUAAAGGUUACUCUUACAAUAUCCGCCAUAGCUUUGGAAAGGAAGGCAAGAGGACAGACUACACUCCUUUCAGUUGUAUGAAGAUCAUCCUCACCAACCCGCCAGGCCCAGGGGAUUAUCAUGGGUGCCCUUUUCGUCACAGCGACCCCGAGCUGCUGAAGCAGAAGUUGCAGUCAUACAAGAUUUCUCCCACGGGCAUAAGCCAGAUUUUGGACUUGGUAAAGGGAUCUCACUACCAGGUAGCCUGUCAGAAGUACUUUGAGGUGAUACAUAAAGUGGACGAUUGCGGCUUUUCUUUGAAUCAUCCGAAUCAGUUCUUCUUUGAGAGCCAGCGGAUGCUCACUGGCGGUAAAGACCCCAAGAGGGAAUCCAGCCUGCCGGAAACCCCGCAGUCCAAGCCGGGCGUCCCCAAAGCCAGGGGUGCGGCCUCGGCCCUCGCCUCAGAGCCCCCGCCACCCAAGCCGGGCGUCCCCAAAGCCAGGGGUGCGGCCUCGGCCCCGGCCUCGCUGAACUCCUCCGUGGAGAUGGACCUGGACGGGCUGGAGGACUACUUCAGCUCAUGAUGGGGCACGCGGGGCACGCCUUCCUCUUUGCUCUCUUUGUUUAAUUUUGAGUUUUUCCUUUUUAACUUUUUUCUUCAACUUCUUCCUCCAUCUCAUUCCAGUCUAUGUGCUUACAUUUAUAAGGAAAAUAGGCUUUCAGGCAAAAACAGACUCCCACAUAGAUUGCUUUGCUACAAGGAAGAAGGAAAAGUUCCUGUUGAAACCUCUCCGUUGAAUCUUAUGUUUGAAGCCCUGUUUUAGGAAAUGAAAAUAGCCUCUGGACUACUCAAAACAGCUUUACCGUAACUCUCGUUACAUUUUGUCAUUUGGCCCAGCCCUUUCCAGACCAUAUUUUUGCUAAUAAAUGUCCAGUGUGUUCUUGGCGUCAUGUACGGGCCCUGCUUCCUCCUAGGGUGGGCGCCGCCUCCGUGUCUAAGGUGGUGGUUAGAACACCCAGCACCGUUUGCAGUCCCUGAGAGAGGGCUCUGUGGUAGCGUGCUGUGGCUGUUGUACAUCAGCUAGGAUGUGGGUGCCCCCUACCCUGCCAGACCCCAUUGAUCAGAUUGCGACUUCAGAGG